AUGGGCCAUCUUUUUUCGAAAAAUGGUUUACGCCUGAAGAAGAAGACCCGCAAGUUGCAUCACAGGAAGAAGAAGAAGAGGAACUGUUUUCUGCAGGGGCCUUGCAUGCUCUGCUUCAUUGUCCACAGCAACAGCAGUGGUCUCGACGACAGCGACCAGCCGGAAGCCAACGGGUGCCGUCACAACACCGUCCCUGGCCUGAGCGACGUCAGCAUCGGGGCCGCAGCCGCUUCCAAGCUCGCAGAGCGCUACACAACGCUUGCGUCUCCUGAGGACUGCUCCAAGUUCCUUCUGUCCCCAAGGGAGCUAGCCAUCUGGGAAGGACAGGGGAGGAGCAUUUUGUCCGCUGUUCCGACCAAACUGAUUCCUCCACCCGUGCUUUUUCGAACCGCCGGUGUGUCUGUGUCCAUACCCGUGCCAGUGCCCGGCUGCACCAGCGACUACACUGAGAUGGUGUGUAAGAGGAAGUGCUCAGAGGUGCAGAGGUGCACCCCGUGCAAGCAGCCUCGCUGUGCCUUUGCUGCUCCAGAUGGAGGGCUGGAGCACGGGGUUGUUGGAGGAGGCGGGGGAGGAGAGGCCGCUUCAAACUCUGAGACCGGCCACCGCAACCUUCCCCUCUGCCCAGCUCCCUCCUCAUCCUCCUCUGCUUCCUCCUCCUCCUCACCUGCCGAUGGCUGCUGUGGGUUGGGUCUUCAUGCCGACUCGCCCCACAGUUCGGACUCAUCCCCCUGCUGCCUGCACCACUACGGUGACUGCCAGGCAAGAAGCUCGGAUGCUGCUGACCACUUAAGUAUCAACCACUUGCCUUCCUCCAUCCUUCUCAAGGUGCUGUCCCAUCUGACAGUGAAGGAGCGCUGUCUAUGUGCCUCUCUGGUUUGUAAAUACUGGAGGGAUCUCUGCUUGGACUUCCAGUUCUGGAAGCAAAUUGACCUCAGUGGCCUACAGCAAGUCGAUGAUGAUCUUCUUGUAAAAAUAGCUUCUCGGAGGCAGAAUGUGACAGAGAUCAACAUUUCGGACUGCAGGGGCGUCCAUGACCACGGCGUGGCCUCCCUGGCCUCACACUGUCCAGGCCUUCAAAAGUAUACAGCCUACAGAUGUAAACAGCUGUGCGACAUCUCCCUGUCGGCAUUGGCCACACACUGCCCUCUCCUGGUUAAGGUGCAUGUGGGGAACCAGGACAAACUGACAGAUGCACCGUUGAAGAAGCUGGGAGCACACUGCAGCGAGUUAAGGGAUAUUCACCUGGGUCAGUGCUACGGUAUUACAGAUGAAGGCAUGACGGCUUUGGCGAGAGGCUGUCCAAAACUGCAGAGGCUCUACCUGCAGGAGAACAAAAUGGUCAGUCCCACAUAUACAUAG
Molecule: messenger RNA, 1359 nt
Organism: Menidia menidia (Atlantic silverside)
Lineage: Eukaryota; Metazoa; Chordata; Actinopteri; Atheriniformes; Atherinopsidae
Source: the annotation of a GenBank genome assembly